Messenger RNA from Aphidius gifuensis, 4066 nucleotides. RefSeq names its product delta-1-pyrroline-5-carboxylate dehydrogenase, mitochondrial (gene P5CDh1). The record is from RefSeq and is a predicted model, not a curated record. Bases 395 to 2101 code for a protein of 568 amino acids. The transcript has 3 exons. Gene Ontology annotation, molecular function: L-glutamate gamma-semialdehyde dehydrogenase (NAD+) activity. NCBI's taxonomy places the organism in Eukaryota, Metazoa, Arthropoda, Insecta, Hymenoptera, Braconidae. Gene Ontology annotation, cellular component: mitochondrial matrix.
UUUCUUCUCGCGUUGUUGCAUAUUAAAAACUUGGGAUUUUUGAGUAUUACAUGUUGGUAUGGAUGGAUGUUUUGGAGCAUUUUUUGAGAGGGGAAAAAGAAUUGAGUAUACACAAAAGAGAGGAGUUAUAAGAAAGUGGUGGAAGAGAGAGAGAAAGAGAGGGUGCAAUGGCCGAACAGGGUUGACCGGUUGACGCUUCUAAAUCAUCAGAUUUUUUUUGUCAGUCUUUGGCAGUCUUAUUAUUUUUUUUGUUGUAAAAAUCACAUUAAGUUGACUUUCAUAGUUUUGUAGGUCACAGUUUAAUUAAAUUUUUAUCAACAAAUUAUAUUUUAUAAUUAAAAAACAGCAUUGUGUCACUUAUAUUAUCAAUUAACUCAAAAAAUUAAUUGUCAUCAUGUUGGGUCUGUGCCGGCAAGCGAUCAUCGCUAACACUCCUAAAGUUGGCUCAAGAUGUCUAGGAAGUAUUGUUCCAGUUCCAAAUCUUCCAGAGCUACCACUUAUAAAUGAGCCUGUAUUAACAUACAAAAAAGGUAGCAAAGAACGUUCUGAUCUUGAAAAAGUAUUAUCAGAAAUGUCAUCCGACUGUGUUGAUGUACCAUUAGUUAUUGGUAAUGAAGAAAUACGUACUGAUAUUGUAAAAUAUCAAGUAAUGCCACAUAAUCAUCAAGCUAAAAUAGCAAAAUAUUAUUAUGCAACACCUAAACUUAUUGAAAAAGCAAUAAAAACAGCAGUUAAAAGUCAACGUGAAUGGGAAAAAGUACCAAUUGAAGAACGUUUAAAAAUUUGGAGUAAAGCUGCUGAUUUAAUGGCUGAUAAAUAUCGUCAACAAUUAAAUGUAUCAACAAUGUUAGGACAAAGUAAAACAGUUAUACAAGCUGAAAUUGAUAGUGCUGCUGAAUUAGUUGAUUUUUUUAGAAUUCAUUCAUAUUUUAUAAAAGAAGCAUUAAAAUAUCAGCCAAUAUCACCAAAUCCAAAUGAAACAUUAAAUUCAAUGAGAUAUCGUGGUAUGGAUGGUUUUAUUGCAGCAGUAUCACCAUUUAAUUUUACAGCAAUUGGUGGUAAUUUAAGUUAUACACCAGCAUUAAUGGGUAAUGGUGUAUUAUGGAAACCAUCUGAUACAGCAAUAUUAUCAAAUUGGAUAAUAUUUAAAAUAUGUCGUGAAGCUGGUGUACCAGCUGGUGUUGUUAAUUUUGUACCAGCCCAUGGUCCUGAUUUUGGUGAUACAAUAACAUCAUCACCAUAUCUUGCUGGUAUUAAUUUUACUGGUUCAGUACCAACAUUUAAUAGAUUAUGGAGUCAAGUUGGUAAAAAUAUAAAUAUAUAUAAAAAUUAUCCAAAAUUAAUUGGUGAAUGUGGUGGUAAAAAUUAUCAUUUUGUACAUCCAAGUGCUGAUGUUGAUAGUGUUGUUAUGGGAACAAUAAGAAGUUCAUUUGAAUAUAAUGGACAAAAAUGUUCAGCAUGUAGUAGAAUGUAUAUACCAGAAUCAUUAUGGCCAAAAAUUAAAGAUAAUCUUUUGGAAAUUAGAAAACAAUUAAAAAUUGGUGAUGUUAAAGAUUUUACUGUAUUUUCAUCAGCUGUUAUUGAUGCUGCAGCAUUUAAAAGAAUAACUGGAUAUAUUAAACAUGCUAAAUCAUCAGAUAAACUUGAAAUUAUUGGUGGUGGUAAUUAUGAUGAUUCAGUUGGAUAUUUUAUUGAACCAACAAUUAUUGUAUCAAAAGAUCCAAAAGAUAAAAUUAUGACUGAAGAAAUAUUUGGUCCUGUAUUGGCUAUAUAUGUUUAUAAAGAUAAAGAUUUAGAUGAUACAUUAAAAUUAGUUGAAACUUCAACUCCUUAUGCACUUACUGGUGCAAUAUUUGCUAAUGAUAAAGAAUGGGCAAUUAAAGCUAUGGAAGAAUUAAAAUAUACUGCUGGUAAUUUUUAUAUCAAUGAUAAAUCAACUGGAUCAGUUGUUGGACAACAACCUUUUGGAGGAAGUCGUAUGUCUGGAACUAAUGAUAAAGCUGGAGGACCACAUUAUGCACUUCGUUGGGCAUCACCACAAUCAAUUAAAGAAACAUUUGUACCACUUAGAGAAUACACUUAUGAUUACAUGAAAUCAUAAGUAAAACUCCAUCAUUCAUAAAAGAUUAAAAAAAAAAAAAACAAUAAAAAUACAAAUAAAAUAUUUUCUAUUUUUUAAUUGCUAAAUUUGUAAGAUUAAAACAAUUUCGUGUUUUAAUAAGAUAAGUGACAUUGAUGAAUUUAUUAUUAUUUUUUUUUUUUGUAUUUACCAAGAGAAAAAAAUCAUGAGUUUAUCACAGUGUCAUUGAGCAUUUUUUGAAAAUAAAUAUUAUUACUAAAAUUAAGUUUUUAAAUUUAUUUCUAAUUAUUAAAGUACAGAUAUAUUUUAUCAACAUAAUUAAAUUCUUAAAAAACUUCAAUAAUUUAAUUAUUUACAUGAUCAAAUUUUAGUAUUUCCAUAUAUUUUUUUACAAUUUUUUACAAACAAAUAAAACAAGAAGUAAUGUGCAAAUUUUAGAGGGAUUUAAAUAUUAUAUAUUUUUAAUUAAUAAUCAAUAUUAGCUAUCAAAAUAAGAGAAAAAAAAUUGAUUAAUUGAAAAAAGUUUUAUGAAAAAAAUUAAAAAUAAUAAAAAAAAAAUUAUCUUAUAAAGUAAUAAUAAUAAAAAUAAUAUAAGUUUUUUUUCUUCCAACAAAAUUUGGCCUCAUUUACACACUGAGGUUUAUAAAAUAAUAAUUAUUAUUAAUUUUUAUCAUAAAAAAUAAAAUAAUCUAAGAAAAAAGAAUUUUUUUUUUAAAACUUGUCUAUAUUUAAAAAUGAUAAAAUAAAAUAAAAAAAAAAAAAAAUAAUCCACGUCUCGUGGAUAAAAAAUAUGAUAAAAAAAAUAUUUUAAAAAAUGUUAUGUUGAAGUGAGACUAAUUCUGAUCGAGAAUUAGUCACUGAUCUCUCGUGUCGUUAAGUAGUCGAUACAUCAAAAUCAAACGUUAUUAAAAGCACUUAAAAAAAUUUUAUGUAACUGAGUAAAAAUAAAAAAGAAAAUGAAAGUUAUCAAGUUGUUAGCUAUUUGCAAAAUUAUUUUGAGUAUUUUAAUAAUACUCGUUGAAGCUAAAAAUGAUUAUUUAACAGUAAUUGAUCGAGGAAAUUAUUCACUUUAUCAAUAUGAAAAUGAGUUGGCAUAUGUUGUUCAACAUGACAAUAAUAUUGAUACAAUUAAUCUUGGAAAUAAUGGUAUUGAAAACAUUGCAGAAAGAUCAUUUGAAAAUACAACAUUUACUAAAAUUAAUUUACAAAAUAAUAAAUUAAAAAUAAUUAAAAAUAUGACUUUUUACAAUACCAAUGUAAAAAUAAUUAAUUUACAAAGUAAUGAAAUUGAACAAAUUAAUCAAGGUGCAUUUUUUAAACUUGCACUCAAGAAACUUGAUUUAAGCAAUAAUAAUUUAUCAUAUAUUGAUAAUAAUAUGUUUGAUGGAUUAAUUAUUAAUGGAGUAUUAAAUUUAUCAUUCAAUAAAAUUACAACAAUUAGCCAUUUGAAUGUUUUUAAUAAAAAUAUAUCAUGUCUAUUUUUACAAAAUAAUCAAAUUAAAUCUAUUGAGAAGGGAUCAUUUUAUGGUAUGAAAGUUCGUCGUUUAGAUUUGAGUUCUAAUUUAUUAACUAAAAUUGAAAGUGGAACAUUUGAGGGACUUGCAACUGUUGAUUUACAUAGAGGAUUGUGGGAAGGUGACAUGGAAGAAGGUUUAACUCUUUCAAAUAAUAAUCUCACUAAAAUUUAUAAUGAUGCAUUUAGACGAUCAAUGAUUACAACAAUUAAUUUGUAUGGUGUCAGUAAAUAUGUUUUAAUUAAUAAAGAUUUUUGGGGCAUUUCGACAUCAACAGAAAUAUACCCACAUUAAUUGCUGAUUUUUUCAUCAUGAAAAAAAACAACCAGGAUGAUGAAGAAAAACUAAAAGAAAAAAAUUUACAUACUCACACGUCAUUGUAGUUUCAAUAGUACCAUUUGAAAAGUUGUAAUAAAAUUAUUUACAAUUAUUUGUUGGAAAUCAUUUUUAAUAAAAAAUAAUUUUUCAUUUA